Molecule: messenger RNA, 4002 nt
Organism: Adineta ricciae
Lineage: Eukaryota; Metazoa; Rotifera; Eurotatoria; Adinetida; Adinetidae
Source: the annotation of a GenBank genome assembly
AUGAAUGUCUAUAAUGUUAAUACAUUCGUUUUACUGUUUGUGUCAGUGCUUAAUUUUGUACAAAUUACAUCCGAACAAGUUGAACUGAAUCGUGCAUUCAACUUAUCGCCAGAAAUGCGUAUUUUCUCUUUGACUAAUACGUCAACGACAACAUGUACAACAGUGCCUCAGACAAAAACAACCACUUCCACGUCCACGACUAAUCAUUCACUCGGUUAUCUUGGUAGACGAUUGUUGAAUGAGCCUAGCUACGAUACCGAUCUCGAUAUUUCAUCACAACAUCAACAUCUGCUUCAGGCGGACAACGAGAUCAACGAGUUUCUUCAAGUCAACGAAGAGGAUAUGUUCAAAGCACUGCAAAACGUUGAACUCACAACAGAUGGAAGCGGAGAAACAACAUAUUCGACAGCUGAAUACAGUAGUGAUUCGACAUUCGUAACAACAACAGCGUCAAGCUCAGAAGCAGUAACUACUCAAAUGAAUCAUUCAAUAACUUCAGUUGCUACCUCUCAGACAUUUACAUCAAUCAUUACUACAACAACAACAACAAUGACCAUUACGGUGACCGAUUUGCCAAAUGUAACAACCUUUUUGCUGAUAUUGAAUUGUUCAAAUGCUGGUGAAACAUUAAAAGAAAUAGUGACUAAUUUUACGAGCAGUUUUACAUAUCCUAUUAUUCACAUUAAUUUCACUUUAAAUUCAUUGUACUAUCGAAUAUCUACGGAAGCGAAUGCCACGAUAACAAUUAUCACUGAUAAAAAUGUAACAAUACUAAAUGAAGUUUACCGUGUUCUGCGAAAUAUAGCAACACACAUGGGUGUAAGCUUGUAUGGUACAAAUACGUGUGGAAUGGAAGGGUUUACAACUGAAGUUCAAACUGUGACGUCUUGUUUUCUCAUUGAUACAUGUAAUCUGUGUGGUGCGAAUCCACCACGUGGAGUCUGUGAUCCAAAACAAAAUGUUAGCAAAUGUCGUUGUUUUACCAACGAAGAAGAUCCAUCAUCGCUCUAUCAAGGUGAUUUCUGUACGAAAUCAUCUGUAUCUAAAGUUCCAUCCUCGCGCUCGACUCCAAUCGUGAUCGGUAUUUUAGCCGGUUUAUCUGGCCUGCUUCUUAUAAUAACCAUUUAUCUGAUAGUCAUUACAUUUUUACAACGUCGACGUCGUUUGCGACAGCAAGCUAUUAAAACGUCACUUCGACAACAAGCUCAACAUUCACGGCAUUUACCGCGAAUUCAACCACCAGCUUCUCUCACUCCAGACCAAGUCUCCCACUACGUCGAAAGCAUCACACCAACAUCAAAUACUCAUCAAACAAACCAGGAUAAUCCUGAAAUGGACUCAAUAAGCAGCCAGUUCUAUCGAGAACUUGACCGACAACUGAUUGAACAAUCUCCUACUACGACAUCACCAUCCACGCGAAGUAUUAGGGCAUUCGAUAUAGCAUCUGACACGCUAUCAUCAUUGGACAGUUACGAUCCUAUCUAUGAAUUGGAUGCGAUUCUCGACAAUGAAGGUAUAUAUAUAGAACUCAAUCAACAGACUCAAAGUCAAGAAAAUGAACAUUUGUCAACCUUGCCAGUUCGCUUAAUCGAAAGCAGUAGUUUUGAAAAUAGAAUCUAUUUCAGUGAAGUAGAACGAAUUAUGCAUCGACAUCACUCGGUUUUUCAUUUCAACGAACCAUAUUCAGUAAUGCUUAUUACAUAUCUAUUAGUCUACAAUGGUAUUAUGGCAAUAUCUGCAGAAAUAUCUUCCGAACAGACAUUGUCUAGCAAUAUUCAAGAUCUGUCAUUGAAUACAUUGGACUCGAAGUCCAAAAAUAAAAUUAUUGAAAUCCAUCCAAUCAAUGAAGGUUUCAUACUUCUUCCCGAAAAUCUUGAUAAACCCGUAGUGAGCAAAUCAAAGCUGAGUGUAUCAUCAAAAACGUUUCAAACUGCUACAACAUACAACACGUCAACGACGACAUGUACAACAGUGCCUCAGACAAAAACAACCACUUCCACGUCCACGACUAAUCAUUCACUCGGUUAUCUUGGUAGACGAUUGUUGAAUGAGCCUAGCUACGAUACCGAUCUCGAUAUUUCAUCACAACAUCAACAUCUGCUUCAGGCGGACAACGAGAUCAACGAGUUUCUUCAAGUCAACGAAGAGGAUAUGUUCAAAGCACUGCAAAACGUUGAACUCACAACAGAUGGAAGCGGAGAAACAACAUAUUCGACAGCUGAAUACAGUAGUGAAGUGACAUUGACAACAGGAUCAGUAACCACACAUACUUCAGCAGCUGCAGGGGAAAGCACGACGAGUACACCCGCAACAACAGGAUCAGUAACCACGGAUUCAUUACCAAUGACGGAACCGGUAACCAUAGAUACUUCAGCAGCUGCAGGAGAAGGCACGACCAACACACCUUCAACAACAGGAUUAGUAGCCGGAGAUACUUCAGCAGCUGCAGGAGAAGGCACGACCAACACACCUUCAACAACAGGAUUAGUAGCCGUAGAUACUUCAGCAGCUGCAGGAGAAGGCACGACCAACACACCUUCAACAACAGGAUUAGUAGCCGGAGAUACUUCAGCAGCUGCAGGAGAAGGCACGACCAACACACCUUCAACAACAGGAUUAGUAGCCGGAGAUACUUCAGCAGCUGCAGGAGAAGGCACGACCAACACACCUUCAACAACAGGAUUAGUAGCCGGAGAUACUUCAGCAGCUGCAGGAGAAGGCACGACCAACACACCUUCAACAACAGGAUUAGUAGCCGGAGAUACUUCAGCAACAACAGUCCAAGAAGCUACGGGAACAUCAUCAAUAACAGGACCAGUAAAUACGGAAACUGAUCACUCGAUCACUUCAGUUAUCACUUCACAAACAUCCUUAUCAACCACUACUACAACAUCAAUGACAACCACGAUACCCGAUGAAACAGAUUUACCAAAUGUGACGACCAUUGUGCUGAUAUUGAAUUGUUCAAAUGCUAAUGAAACUGUAACAGAUAUAAUAGCAGGUGUGAGUAAAAGCAAUUCAUUAUAUGUGAUUGAACCUAUUUAUAAUCAGUCAUUGUCAUGUGCAACGCCCGGAAAAGUAAAUGUGACGUUGGUUGUGCGAACUCCAAAUAAUAACGUUACAUUAUUGAAUGAUUUGUAUGAAAUUCUUGAUAAUCUAACCAAAGGUCGAGAUGUCACAGUCCUUACUAAGAAUCCAUGCGGAAGAGAUGAUGAGAUAGUUGUUGUGAUGAAUACAACGUCGUGUUUUCUUAUCCACACAUGUAGUUUAUGCGGUGUAAAUCCAGUGCGUGGAGUGUGUGAUCCGUCACAGAACAUUGAAAAAUGCCGAUGUUAUGUGAACGAGGCAGAUCUGUCAUCACCGUAUGAAGGUGAUUUGUGUUCAAAGCCACGCCCAAAACCAGUCACAUCUACAUUUUCACUCUCUCGUUGGACUCCGAUUAUCAUUGGUGUUCUGGCUGGCUUAACUGGUCUAUUUGCUGCGGUGACAUGCUGUCUUUGGGCAAUGGCAGCAUGGCGUCGCCGACGACGUCAUCAUCCCGAAGAGUUCCAGAUUCGUCGUAUAUGGCAUUUGCCCCGUGCUAAAGUUCCAACGCCCGUAAAUGCGGAAAAUGCUCCAACCAAUUUAGAACCGACAAACUCUACUGCAAGCACUCAUCCACCUGAUUCCGAACCGGCAGAUAGUAAUACAACAGAUAGCACGUUUUUCAAAGAUCUAGAUCAAAGGAUGGGUGAAAAACUACGCGCAACAAUAACAAGACCUAACACGAAUGCUGUACUUGCUAGUUUGCCGUCGGACACAGCAUCAACAUUGAGUAGUUACGAUCCCAUCGAUGAGCUUGACGCUAUUAUCGAUAAUGAAGAUAUAAACCCAACGUUUCACGAUCCAUUAGAUGAACUUUACGACGAUAAUGAAAUGCUCGAAGUAAUGAAUCCAAAUUUGAAACUACCGAGACCGAAUGUCGACUCAAAACCAACUGGUCUCUUUUCGUUUCUCAAAUAA